UUACCAUUUAGUACCAAUAAGUCCAGUUUUUGACGCGCUUGACUUUGGUAUAAAAUACAUUUGUAAUAUCAUUGAUACUCUGAGUUGUAGAGGGGAAGGUAAAGGUUAUGUGACACCCUGUACAUUGGUCACAAACUUUACCACACUAAUGGAAUUAAAAGAUAAGAAUUGAUUCUUCUUUUGCAAAUCUUUUUUUUCGAACAAAAAUCAACUUCUAUUACUUCGGUAGGACUUGAUAAAUCAUUUUUGACCAUGGUCAUGUUCUUUCGAAAAAACAUUUUAUUCUUUAUCAAUUUUCUAGAUUCGAAACUGAGAACAAUUUAUUUUAAGACUUGAGGCUACUCUGUUGAUAUUGACAAAAAAAGAAAAACAUUUAUGACUAAUCCGUCUGAAAUUUCUUCAAUAUUAUUUUAGUUAUCAAAUAUUGUUUAUCAUGAUGAUGUACGGUUAGAACGUUUAAUGAAUAUCUCUGGUUAUUUACGUGAUAUUGGCUCUCCAACUGAACCAGAUAUUGAAUCAAUGAAAAAGAAUAUUGGAAUAUACAUGACGCAUCUUGUCUAUUUUUCUUCAUAUAUUUCUACAAUAUCGACAUUAGCAAAAUUUUUUAAUUCAUCUUUGAAACUUGUCGAUUCUAAACAGCGUUUAUUUAAUUCAAGUAAUGGUUUUGAUGAACCAUUAUCAUCAUCUUCAUCAUUCUCUAAUGGCUUGACACCACUCCAAUGUGAAUUAUCUGUACAACAACAAACUGAAUCUGAGAAUAAAACACAUUGUUCACCUAAAUUAUCAUUAAAUAAUAAUAAAUCUAAACAACAAACUGAUGUAGCAAAACAAGCUCGUUCCAUAGUACCAACACAUAAUGGUACACAAACUGGAUUAGAAGUACGAUGUGAAGAAACUCAAACUGAUCGAAUGCCUGGACCAGGUUUUAUUCUUGCUGAACAUCAAGAUUAUCUUCGAAGAUAUUCAAUGGAUGAAUUAGCAAAAUUAACACCUGCAGAUCUUGUCGCUGAUGGACUAGAUCAAAAUACAGCUCAAUUACUUUGUGGUGCUUUAGAUGAUUUAAAACCAAUGAGUGUUCAUUUAAGUAGUAGUACUAAAAAUUCUCGAUCGCCAUGUACUUUUGUUCAAAUGCCUUCAUCAUCAUUGUCUCCACCACCAUCAUCACAGCCAACAUCAUUACCACCAUUGUUAGAUGCUGCUUUAAUGACUGUUGUACAACAACAACAACAACCAUCUCGUACGCCGCCACCAGGUUUUGAUCGAAAUCAAUAUGAUCCUAUUUUAAUUAAUUUAGCCGGUGCUCAUCCGUCUCUAUCGUCAAGUUCAAGUCCAAAAUUACCUAAAACAGGAACAACUCAAUCAGGAAAAAAUGGUAUUCCUCCACUUCCACCACCACCAUUGCCGUUGCCACCACCACCAUCAUCAACAUCAAAUUGUCCAUCACAAACUCAACAUCAUGUAUCAUUAUUAACUGCACAUCCAUUUCUAUGUAAUUCAUUUGAGCCAUAUUUAUUUCCACUAACUUUUCCUCCCGGUUUUCCAUCAGCAACGCCUGAUUUUAUGCGAUUAAUUGCUCCAAAUAUGGCAGCUGUAGCCACUAAUCCAACAAAUACUAGUUUUGUACAAACUUCAAAUACUUCACAAGGAUCUGUAUCUAAUUCUCGUUCAACAGCACAAUCCAAUGGUACGAAUACACCACCAGAACAAAAUGGACAAAAUCAUCAUCCAUCUCCACCACCUCAAUCAUCAUCUCGUCAUCAACAACAACAACAGCAACCACCGCAACAGCAACCACAACAACAGCAGCAACAACAACAACCACCACAACAAUCCCAGCAACAUCAUCAACAACAAUCACAUCAUCGUCAUAGACAAUAUUAUCAAUCUGAUCCUUUACAAUUUCAACAACAAAAUGGAUUUCAUGCUCAACAACGACAAACACAAACAUCUUAUCCUCAACAACAACAUAUAAAACCAAAAGCAUGUUAUACGUGUGGCGAUCUUGGACAUCUUGCAUUUGCCUGUCCUGAACAGUAUUCAUCUGAUGCAACUUAUCCGCAUAAUACUAGAGAUGGUUAUAAACUUGAUUAUCGGCCACGACAGAGUACACCAACUAAUAUUCAACAGCAACAAAGGCAAAUGCGUUCGAACUCAAAUUCAAAAACGAAAGUUCGCGAUAAUAGUUAA
Molecule: messenger RNA, 2187 nt
Organism: Rotaria sp. Silwood1
Lineage: Eukaryota; Metazoa; Rotifera; Eurotatoria; Philodinida; Philodinidae
Source: the annotation of a GenBank genome assembly